Messenger RNA from Cucumis melo (muskmelon), 2440 nucleotides. Its product is annotated as F-box/LRR-repeat protein 3. Gene Ontology annotation, molecular function: protein binding. The transcript is spliced from 7 exons. Gene Ontology annotation, cellular component: SCF ubiquitin ligase complex. NCBI's taxonomy places the organism in Eukaryota, Viridiplantae, Streptophyta, Magnoliopsida, Cucurbitales, Cucurbitaceae. The record is from RefSeq and is a predicted model, not a curated record. The coding region runs from base 278 to 2200 and encodes 640 amino acids. Gene Ontology annotation, biological process: SCF-dependent proteasomal ubiquitin-dependent protein catabolic process.
AAAACAUUACACAGAACGCAAAGAAAUCCAGAAAACGGAGAAGAAGAAGAAGAAGAAGAAGAAGAAGAAAAACAGAGAACAAUGAUGGAUCGGGUCGGAAAAUCUGGGUCGGGUCAGAUUCAAACGCUCUCCAAAUCGGCUCACCACCCUCUCCUCCGCCUCCGCCUUCUCUUCCUCUUCGUUCCAACUUAGACCCAUUUCUCAAUUUCUCAAUUUUUCCAUUUCCCCAUUUCUUUUUUCGUUUUUUUUUUUCCUUCUUUCUUCAGUUUCCCUCAAAAUGCCUUCACCAUUUCCACUAUUCCUCAACUUCCCUGACGAGAUCCUUAUCCGGGUCCGUCAAAAUCUGACCCACCACUCCGAUUCCAAGUCCUGGCGACUUGUUUGCAAGGAUUUCCACCGCGUCGAUCUAAUCUCUCGUAAAACUCUUCGUGUUCGUCGAAUUGAGUUUCUCUUGAGCUUAAUCACUAAGUUUGAAAACAUAGAUGAAUUAGAUCUCUCGAUUUGCUCACGGAUCAAUGAUGGGACGGUGUCUAUCUUUCUGGGUUUUGCGUCUUCGAGUCUGAGGAGAUUGAUUUUGAGGCGAUCGGCGGGAUUGAGCUACAUGGGGUUAGAGAAAGUGACGAGUCGUUGCACAGGGCUGGAAAUGGUCGACAUGUCGUACAGUUGGAGAUUUGGGGAUAGGGAAGCGGCGGCGGUGUCCAUUUGUGAAGGGUUGAAGGAGGUGAGGUUGGAUAAGUGUUUGGGGGUUACAGAUGUGGGUUUGGCGAGGAUUGUUGUUGGGUGUGGGAGAUUGGAGAAGCUAAGCUUGAAGUGGUGUUUGCAGGUUUCUGAUCUUGGUCUUGAGCUUUUGUGUAAGAAGUGCUUAAAUUUGAAGUUUCUUGAUCUCUCUUAUCUCAAGGUGACAAAUGAAUCACUACGUUCAAUAUCUUCUUUGCCAAAGCUUGAGACUUUGGUUAUGGCAGGCUGCCUUUCAGUUGACGAUGCUGGUUUGCAGUAUCUUGAACAUGGCUGCCCUUUUCUAAAGGAACUUGAUAUUUCAAGAUGUGAUGCCAUUAGUUCGUAUGGCUUAACAUCCAUUUUAAGAGGUCAUGAUGGUCUUGAGCAGCUUGAUGCAAGCUACUGCUUCUCUGAGCUUUCCACAGACUCUAUUUACAGGCUGAAGAACCUGAAAUGUCUAAAAGCAAUUAGGCUUGAUGGUACUCAACUCUCAAGCACGUUUUUCAAUGUGAUCAGCGACCACUGCGAGUAUUUGGUGGAACUCGGGUUGAGCAAAUGCUUGGGAGUGACUGAUGCAAACAUCAUUCAGCUGAUCUCUCGUUGUAUUAGCUUGAAAGUUCUCAAUUUAACAUGUUGCCACUCCAUCACUGAUGCGGCAAUAUCUAAAACAGCAACCUCUUGCCAGAAACUUAUGUCACUGAAGUUAGAAUCAUGCAACAUGAUCACUGAAAGAAGUCUCGAUCAACUUGCAUUGAACUGCCCCUUACUAGAGGAGCUUGAUCUUACUGACUGUUGUGGUGUGAAUGACAAGGGACUUGAAUGCUUAUCAAGAUGUUCACAAUUGUUAUCCUUGAAACUAGGAUUAUGCACAAACAUAACAGACAAAGGGUUGAUCAAGAUUGGUCUCAACUGCAAAAGGAUUCAUGAACUAGAUUUGUACCGUUGUCUAGGUAUUGGGGAUGCCGGAUUAGAAGCUUUAUCAAGUGGUUGCAAGAAGUUGAUGAAGCUGAACUUAUCAUACUGUAAUAAGCUUACGGAUAGAGGGAUGGGGUACAUCGGCCUCCUCGAGGAACUCUGCGUCUUAGAAAUACGUGGGCUUCAUAAUGUCACAGGUGUCGGUUUGACCGCAGUUGCAGCUGGUUGUAAGAGAUUAGUAGAUUUGGAUAUGAAGCAAUGUCAAAAUGUUGACGAUUCUGGUUUUUGGGCACUUGCCUCUUACGCUCAUAAUUUGCGACAGUUAAAUGUGAGCUCUUGUGCUGUCUCGGAUGUGGGAUUAUGCAUGAUGAUGGGGAACCUAACAUGCCUUCAGGAUGUUAAGCUCGUAAACCUAAACAAAGUCUCAGUACGAGGCUUCGACCUUGCACUUAGAACCUGCUGCCUCCGGAUCAAGAAAGUCAAGUUGCAUGCAUCUCUCAGGUUUACGCUCUCCUCAGAGAUACUUGAAAUUCUGAAUGCUUGGGGUUGCAAGAUUAGAUGGGAUUGACUGUGAAGCCAGCUGCUUCAUGCCACGAUUUCUUGAUAAUGCAUACUUUGUUUGUCAUGCUCAAUAAGUACAGAUUAAAUUCAAUGGAAGAAGUGCCUUACGUGGUAGCUUCUUAAUAGCUUUGCUUUCUUGAUACUGCUUUGUAUCAGAUGCAUAUAAAUUGAUAUGUAUUGAAUUAUUUUGUUUCCCUCAUUGCUGUGGGAUUGAAAUAAAGACAGUUUGAAAGCAUUUCGUCCUAAA